AUGAUUGGGCCUUUGAAUCCAAAUAGAAUUAUUAAUUAUAUAUUAAUACAUUGCAUACCGGACAAGAAAGUGAGGAGAUACAGAAACAAAACGAAAAUGGGUUUAAGAAAGUUGGUUUUACACAUUCUCUUAAUCUUUUAUCUUGAGCACAAUUUUUCUUCUGUUAAUUCAAGGCCUUCCUCUGUUGAUACGUACUACGAGAGUAUUCCUCUCAGAGCCACAAAACCAGAUGUUGUUGGUUUUGAAGGAAAGGGUCGAGAAUUAGCUGUAGUUGUUACAAAAGGAGGCGGUGUAGGAUUGCAUGGCUUGUUUCGCUGGCGUGGUGGCGGUGGAGGAUGGCGUGGCUGGUUUGGUCGGCGUCGCGGUGGCGGUAACAACGGAAUAGGAGGCGGUGGAGGAUUUCCUGGUGGCGGCGGUGGAAGCACGGGAAAAGGAGGUGGUGGCGGCAAUGGUAUAGGAGGCGGUGGAGGACCUUUAAAACAGAUUCCGGUGCAAACUGGUGUUGGUGGUAUUGGUAGAUCUCGCCGUUCAAGCAGCAGCCGGAAUAUUGGAGGGAGAGUGUGCACUGUCUGUUGGUUGAGUUUAUUGGUUUUAACCGGUUUAUUACUGGUUUAGAAGGAUCUAAAGUAUAUGUUGGCCGUUUAAAUCAAAAUCUGUGAGAUCAAUGUUUGACAUCAGGUCUGGUUUGGUCUGAGAUAGAUUGGACCAAUGGUAAGUAUGUAAAAUGUUGAUUAAUACAUGUA
Raphanus sativus (radish) is the source of this 743-nucleotide messenger RNA. RefSeq lists its product as uncharacterized. The transcript is spliced from 2 exons. The record is from RefSeq and is a predicted model, not a curated record. NCBI's taxonomy places the organism in Eukaryota, Viridiplantae, Streptophyta, Magnoliopsida, Brassicales, Brassicaceae.